Adineta steineri is the source of this 681-nucleotide messenger RNA. The record is from the annotation of a GenBank genome assembly. NCBI's taxonomy places the organism in Eukaryota, Metazoa, Rotifera, Eurotatoria, Adinetida, Adinetidae.
AUGUUCAUAAAACUCUUAGCCAUUUCUGUCCUUCUUACUAUUAUUUCUGUCCAAUCUGCAGUAUUAAACAAUUCACAAAGUCAAUCUCCUCCUAUUGUUAUCGUUCCAAAACAAGCUUCAUCGUUUGAUCAUUAUGAUUUAAAUGAUUUAACAACAGCUGCUGAAGGUAGUGGUGAUGGUGCUGCUAAUUUAGAUGAUUAUGUUGAUGAAGAUGAUGAUAAUCAAUUAUCAAAAGUGACUGCAACAACUAUAAGUAGUACGUCAACGACAACAACUACUAAACGUUCAACAACAAAAAUUCAAAAUAGCACAAAAGUUCUUGAUUUAGAUGCUAAUGAAUUCGAUGAAGAUUAUAAAGAUGAUCUUGACGAUAAUGUUGAUUAUAAUGAAGUAACAACAAAAAAUACUGGUACUCCAUUAUCAUCAACUCGUGCAUUACCACCACCAGUUGAACGUCGUCCUACAUCACUUCGUGAACUUUUCAGUUUUCUUACACGACCAGCAAUUGCUGCUGGUAUUCUUGCUGGUUUAGCUAUUGGAAUUUUAACAUCAGUUAUUCUUCUCAUUUGUCUUGUUCAACGUUUUCAAAAACGUCAAAGAUCACAUUCAUCAUAUACAACAGGUCUUCUUUAUCCAAAUCAAUAUGGAUAUUCGAAAUCACCACAAGAAUUUUAUGCUUAA